AUGACUUCAACAUCAACGUCCGUAUCAGCGGCGGCGGCAGGGGCCGCAGGGUUUCGGGAAUCAGAGUCUACACAGGGAAUUCUACGCUUGUACAAGGAUACGAAUGAGAUUACGACAGGAGACAUCCGCAUUCAAUCAAGCACGGAGAAGCAGGAAGGAGGCGAGAUUUCGACCACCAACGACCGCGCUGUGGAUGCGAGGGAGGGUGCGCAGAUUAUUCAUCCGGAUCAUGGGACCACAGUGUGCGUGCUGGCCGUGCCGAGUUACAUGUCGCCGGGCGACUUUUUGAACUUUGUGGGGCCCGUCCGGUCGAAUGUGUCGCAUUUCCGUAUCAUCCGAGAUGCGGUCCCGAAUCGAUUCAUGGUGCUGAUGAAGUUCAGGACGAGUGAGGUGACAGCAGAGUUUUACAGACGGUACAAUGGCAAGGCCUUCAGUUCUCUUGAGCCCGAAAUUUGUCAUGUAGUGUAUCUAAAGUCGAUCGAGAUUCGCGCAGGAUGUAUGCCGCCAUACGCAUUUCCGUUCCUCAAUGACGAUCCCUUCCUGCAAAACAACAGUGCCGCAACAUCAGCAUCAGUACAACCCACAUCAGGAAUGACCUCUACCAUCACAGAAACCAGCUCUGUAGUCGAUUCGUUAACACACCAGUUAUCUACCGAUCAUGCAGGAUUAGCAGAGCUUCCGACCUGUCCAGUCUGUCUAGAGCGCAUGGACUCGUCAGUCACAGGCCUGCUCACCAUUCUAUGCCAGCAUACGUUCCAUUGUCAUUGCCUAAGCAAAUGGGGCGAGGGCAGCUGUCCGGUCUGUCGGUACAGUCAAAAAAGCAUCAAGAUGAGUAACCACAGCGGCAACACAGCCUUCACCGAUGGAAUUACAGAGGACCGGAAUGUUUGCGCGCUUUGUGGGACGAGUGAAAACCUGUGGAUCUGUUUGAUCUGUGGACAUAUCGGCUGUGGACGGUAUCAGGAGAAACACGCCUACCACCAUUAUUAUGAGACUUCCCAUCUGUACGCUUUGGAGCUCGAGACACAGCGUGUGUGGGAUUAUGCAGGAGAUGGGUAUGUCCAUCGGUUGAUCCAGAAUAAGGCGGACGGGAAAUUGGUGGAAUUGCCAAGUGCUGUGGAUGGGACCUUGCCUUCUCAGCAUUCUGUUCAGGUCGGACAGGAGAAACUGGACGCGAUCGGACUGGAGUACACGUAUUUGUUGACGUCGCAACUGGAAUCGCAGCGAUUGUAUUUUGAUGCGCAGGUGGCGGCCAUGGCAGCACAGAUCGCACAGCUGAACAAGGAGGCGAAGGAAUGGGAGAAGGAAGCGUCGAUGUUGAACCAAAAGAACCGUGAACUGGCUCUGUUGGCCGAGGCGCUUGAGAAGGAGAAGGUGCCGAUGCUGAUCAAGGAGAAAAAGGCCACAGAGAAGCGGCUGGAGAAGAUGCAGGAGCGGCUACAGAUGUUGGAGCGACAGUAUGAGGAAGAGAAGGAGAUGAACGUUGGAUUGAGGACGAAUCAGGACAAUUUCAAGGAGCGGUUGCAGGAGAAGGAGGCUGAGAUCCAGGAACUGCAGGAGCAAGUGAGGGAUAUGAUGAUUUACCUAGACACUCAGCAGAAGGUGGAGGCGAGCUCGAUGAAGGACGAGCUGGUGAACGGGACCAUUGGCGUGGUCCCUUCAUCGUCGUUGUCUCCUUCGACGAAUCAUUCUCGGCGGAAAGGUGGUCGUAGAUGA
Molecule: messenger RNA, 1716 nt
Organism: Gamsiella multidivaricata
Lineage: Eukaryota; Fungi; Mortierellomycota; Mortierellomycetes; Mortierellales; Mortierellaceae
Product: BRCA1-associated protein 2-domain-containing protein
Exons: 3
Coding region: 1-1716 (571 amino acids)
Biological process (GO): Ras protein signal transduction; protein ubiquitination
Cellular component (GO): cytoplasm
Molecular function (GO): zinc ion binding; ubiquitin protein ligase activity
Source: RefSeq, a predicted model, not a curated record